AAAAACAUGCUUAGAUAAGUUUUCGCAAGAUAUAGCUUUUGGCGGUUUUAACAGCCUUUCAAUUCAAAUACUGUAAACACGGUUUCAAAUAAACGUUUUAAAUUACCUUGAUUUGAAAGGAAUGACCAAUUUUAAUUUCGCGCUACGGAUCGUGCGGGGCGCGGGACGUGACAAUGUAUAUACAUAUAUGAGUUUGAUAUAUGUCUAGAAAGUAAACAUUAUCGUGCAUUUCUGUAGGUUGGUAUAAAUUAUAAAAUUAUUAAUUGAAAGUAUUUUACAGUACAAAAAUCUGCCUUCGGCCUCAUACGUUAAUAGGGAAUGCCAUUUUUAUUUAAUUAUUUAUUAAUUAGAAAGAAACUAGGAGAUCGUCUUUACAUAAUGUAUCUAGUGGGAAAAGAUCAAGGUGCGAUAGCUUGCUUUUUAAGGACGAUCAUAGCUGUGAUAUUGUAUCUUCGUUAAUUACUACAUUCGUAUUGGUGAUCCAUUUGUCGAGAUGUUCUUAUCGUGGAGCAAGUUAUCAUCGCUGCAAAUUUUAUUUGUAGAUAUGGUAUUGCGAAAUACAUACGAUACACGUGCAAAUAAAUUCUGGUACUAUGUAAUUGUAGGAUCCGUUAAUUCCCAUUAGCUCAUAAAUUUUAUACGUAAUUAUCGUUUUCGAUUUGACGUUUUCGAAUACUCCGUAAACAGGAUAGGAAAGUAAAAAUCAAGUUUCUAUCAAAACGUUAAAUUAACAGUUUACAAGUAUUAUAAAUAAUGCAACUUAACCUAAUAUAACCUAAUUGGGUAUCGUAACGAAAUAAUGCAGUCAUAUGUAAUUUAUACACGAUAAUAGAAUCGAUAGUAGCACGAUGUUAUCAGAGCCGUCGAUAAUGACACUAUGAAGGCAACAAUGGCAACAGCAGUAAUAAAAGUUAAAGAAAGAGCGAUAGCAACAGCGAAAAUAAAGAUCUACUCGUAAAUUGAACCAGAGAGAGUUGAAUUUAUAUGGUUUUGAAUAUAUAUAAUAAGAACUUGUAUAGUUUUUAUUUAUGUAUAAUAAUUGUCACUUUGCACACCUCACGUUUUUUGCAACAAAUUUCACACUCUGUAUGUCCUGACGUAUACCUGACGUAUAUAUGUGCAUAUACAUAUAUGUAUCGUGUAUAUAAUACCAUGCCUUUAAAUCCUCUAGUAAUGCAUUGUUGGUAAGUUGGUAAUCAGGACUCAAGAAUAGUCAAGACGCAAGACUUCAGGACAACACAUGGGCAAGGAAAAUACUGUACUCUGUCACUCAUCGUCAAAGACUAACGAUUCUCAUCGUCAUGAGUUACCACCUUUUGUAUUGUUUUAUUUGCAUAUAUGAUAUUUUCGGCCUAUACACGUGCUUAUCUUUGUUGUUAUGUUGAGCUUAUAUUAAGUCUGUCAGAAAUAAUUAACCCCUCUCACAUUUCUUCUAUCUUCCAAUUUGCUAGCAACGCAUUAUAUAUAUCAGAACAUACUUACUAUGUAUUGUUAUUAUGUACAUAAGGACGUUAACGAUAAAGCAAAGAAUAGUAUUGGAGGAAACAGUUCUGAAAUUUCUCCCACAAUCGAAGUUACACGACACGUUCGCGUACUUACUACGUACAUACUGACAAGAUAAACCCCCCACCGCGAAUAUCAUCAUUGUUGUUAAUUUUUUUUCUUCUAAAGCAACUAAAUUAAAGGACCGACGAGUUAAGCAAUCGUCAUGCGCGGAAAUUUGAACGAAAUUGGAUUUUUAUUGAUCCUCAUACGACUUUCAUAUCAGAUGACAGAACAGAAUUCAUCGGAUUAUUAUACCGCAGCUGUGGUAGAAUUUGCACCGGCUUAUCAUUGGCAUGAUGCCGUGUUAACUUUAAGAAAAAACACGAAUGCGUACAUCGAGUACAUAGAAAAAGCGAGUAAACAGGGUGCUGACAUUAUCGUUUUCCCGGAAGAUGGACUGACAUCGAUCCAUUUGCCUGACAAAUCACAAAUGAAUUCCUGGACAACAGUGAUUCCUUCCGCUGUCGAUGAAUAUAUCCCUUGCACGGGAACCGACGUUAACGUCAGUGAAACGUUAAGAAGACUAUCAUGUGCUGCAAGGGAAAAUCGCAUCUACGUGGUGGUAAAUAUCGCUGAAAAACGAUUGGCCAAUUACACCGAUGCAUGCCCCUCGAACGAAACAUGGCACUAUCACAACACUAAUGUCGUGUUCGACCGAACAGGAAAGAUAAUUGCCAGGUAUCGCAAAGUGAAUCUCUAUAUGGAAGCCGAAUUCGAUAAGAUCGAGAUACCGGAAAUUGUAACAUUCGACACCGAUUUCGGUGUGAGAUUUGGUACCUUUAUAUGCUUUGAUAUACUAUUUUCGGUACCGCCUUUAUCCUUGACUAGAAUAGAAGGAGUUUCAAAUAUCGUAUACACCACCGCCUGGUUCUCGGAAACGCCAUUUUUAACUGCCAUUCAAACGCAAUUUGGAUGGUCCUUUGCCGAGAAUGUGAAUCUUUUAGUAGCUGGAUAUCACCAACCUGCUAUCGGAAGUUCGGGAAGCGGAAUUUAUUUAGGUCGUAACGGUAUAGCCAACGUAACCAUGGCUGACUAUCCUAAACUUUUGAUCUCCCGAGUCCCAAAAACAAUAAAAUCCAGAAGAGCAGAAGUGAAACAAAAGUCGAUGAACAAAGAAAAGAAAAAUCAAGAAACGGCGAAAAACAUUGCACGCCAUGAAACGCAUUGUGAUAAAUCAAUAAAGGAAGAAAUCACGCCCGAGUGGAUAAAAUUAUUACGCGAUAAUGUUACAUCAUUCGAAUCUAUUCUGUUCAACAACGAUUCAAUGACCGAAACCGUUUGUCAUCAUAACUUUUGCUGCGACUUUAAGGCUGAUGUGGAAACCAUCACCAAUUCGUCUUCGAUUUAUUACCGCGCGAUAGUUUACAACGGUGUUCGCUUGUACGGCACUCAAGUAGAAGCCGGUGUCCGUGUAUGUGGCUUGAUUCAAUGUCUUAAUGAAUCUAUCCAUUCUUGCGGUUUCGUUUCCCGAUCCGAUACUAUAUUUUCCGCUUUAAGCGUCACAGCAAGAUUCAACGAUUACACAAAAAUUUUGAUAAUGCCUAGCGUACUUGACGCUUCACUCAUUCCCUUUGGACAGUGGUCAUACGUUGAACAUGUACGUGGAAACGAAAUGAAUCUAACUAUGGUUUUGGACGAACCGAUCAACAAUCUUAUUACCUUUGGUAUAUAUGCUAGAGACUUUGAGAAAGACAAAUGGAAUUAAUUUCGAUAUCUAUAUUUACUACAUUAUUCUUGCAUAACUUUUUUCGACUCGAUCAAAUUUUCCAAUAAAAGAUCACAAUACUAUGGACAUGUAUCAAUCUACUGACAAUAACAUGGUAGUAACAACUUUU
Messenger RNA from Bombus huntii, 3380 nucleotides. RefSeq names its product vanin-like protein 1. The transcript has 8 exons. NCBI's taxonomy places the organism in Eukaryota, Metazoa, Arthropoda, Insecta, Hymenoptera, Apidae. The record is from RefSeq and is a predicted model, not a curated record. Gene Ontology annotation, molecular function: hydrolase activity, acting on carbon-nitrogen (but not peptide) bonds, in linear amides. The coding region runs from base 1709 to 3250 and encodes 513 amino acids.